CAGAAAGGACCUAAGACAAAAGUUACUAGAAUUGCAGGAGGCUUGUCUUCUGGUGGCUCUGGGCUCGGAAAACUUUCUUCUGGGACCUGCUUCUCCAGAGGGUUCUAAAUUGGCCUUUCUAGCACCAGCAAGAAGAAGAGGGUGGCUGAAGUCCCCAGGGAAAGCCAGAAGACAGAUACUGCAAAGGGUCUGUUCCCUCCCUGGGGAAGCCUGGUCUUGCUCAGUGUCUGCAGCCACCAAUAGCAGUCGAGAGAGAUGGACGAUUGUGGAUGAACCCACUGAGGUAACAGUUAUUUACUGAGCACCUACUAUGUGCCAGGCAACCCGGCCUGGCAGACAAGAUCCUUGCCCCGUGCAACUCACGUUCUUGCAGGAGAGACAGUGUACAUCAUGUAGAAUCAUGUGAUAUGGAUGCAGAGAGGGAGGCCCUGCAGUCUGCCGCCUGCCCACAAGUGCAGACCUUCUGCCAAAAGCACGGCCUGACAUUCGAGGUUGUUGAUCUGAGGUGGGGAAUUCAGAACACGGAGGCCACUGACCACAUGACCACCGAAAUCUGCUUGGAAGAGCUGGACCGGUGUCGCAAGACGUCCAUCGGGCCAGCUUUUGUUGCCCUUGUAGGUGACCAGUAUGGCCCCUGUCCAGUGCCCUCAGUGAUCGAGGAGAAGGAGUGGGAGGCACUGAGGGCCCAGCUGACCACCAGGCCACGUGACCUGGAGCUGGUGGCACGACGCUUCCGGAGAGACGAGAACUCAGUUCCUCCUACCUACGUCCUGCAGGCGACAGGUGGCAGAGAGGCUCCUGGGCCUGAGGAGGCCACUCUGACCUCUGUCCUUCGCUCUGGAGCUCAGGAGGCCUGGAGGCGGGGCCUCAUCAGCCAGGAGCAGUGGCACCGCCACCACCGGUCAGUCAUCGAGUGGGAGAUGGAGCGGGGCCUGCUGGGCUCAGCGGCCGGGGAGCAGGGCGCCACUGUCUUCCUUCGAGAGAUCCAGGACCUCAACAAGCACAUCCUGGAGGACGGCACCCUCAAGAUGGUGGACCGGCUCGCAGACGGCUGCCUGGAUACUGACGCCCAGAACCUUCUGAGGGACCUCAAGGGGCGCAUCACUGACACACACCCCGGGGUCCUCAAGACCCACCGCCUGCCGUGGAGCCGAGACCUGGUGAACCCCAAGAACAAGGCUCACGCCCGCUACCUCCGGGAGCUGGGAGAGCAGUUUGUGGCCAGGGCUGACCACCAGGUCCUCGAGCAUCUCCGGGAGCUGCAGCUGGCCAGGCAGGACCUGGCCUGGCUCUACCAGGAGAUCCGCCACCACCUCUGGCAGAGCGCAGAGGCCACCGGGACCUUCUGUGGCCGCCGGGAGCUGCUGGCUCAGCUCGGGCAGCGGCUCAGACGAGACGACAGCCAGCCCCACGGCCCCGUGGUCCUCUUCGGCCCCCCGGGCGUCGGGAAGUCUGCCCUGAUGUGCAAGUUGGCUGAGCAGAUGCCCGGGCUGCUCGGCCCCAAGACGGUGACGGUCCUGCGGCUGCUGGGGACGUCGCAGAUGAGCUCUGACGCCCGCAGCCUCCUGAAGAGCCUCUGCUUCCAAGUGUGCCUGGCCUUCGGGCUGCCCCCGCCGCCCCCCCAGGUCCUGGAGGCCCAGGCCAGGGUGGCCCAGCUCCUGCGCGGCCUCCUCCACACCGUCUCCCGCAGGAACUUCGAGUCCCUGGUGCUGCUGCUGGACUCCGUGGACGACCUGGACUCUGUCCGAGGCUCCCGGAGGAUCCCCUGGCUGCCUCUCAGGUGUCCCCCGAAGGUGCACCUCAUCCUCUCAGCUUGCUCGGGGCAGCGGGGGGCUCUGGACACCGUGCGGCGGACGGUCUCGGACCCCGAGGCCUACUGGGAGGUGAGGCCCCUCUCUGGGAACCAAGGACAAGAAAUGAUCCAGCUCCUGUUGGUGGCAGCAAGGAGGACCCUGAGCCCCACGCAGCGGGACCUGCUCUGGGCCAGCCUUCCAGACUGCGGUCACCCAGGGCGGCUGAGGCUGGCUUUUGAGGAGGCCCGGAAAUGGGCCUCCUUCACCGUGCCCGCGCCCUUGGCCUCCACCGCCGAGGAGGCGACACACCAGCUCUGUGCCCGCCUGGAGCAGACGCACGGGCAGCUCCUGGUGGCCCACGUGCUGGGUUACAUCGUGUCUUCCCGGCACGGUCUCUCGGAGGCAGAGCUGAAAGACGUCUUGUCCUUGGACGACGAGGUGCUGCAGGUGGUGUACCGGGACUGGACCCCCCCCAGCAAGGAGCUGCUGCGCUUCCCGCCCCUGCUGUGGGUGCGGCUUCGUCGGGACCUGGGCCACUGCCUGGCCUGGAGACCCGCGGACGGCCUCACGCUCCUGGCCAUCGCCCACAGACAGCUGGCUGAGGUGGUCUGGGUGCGCUACCUGUCUGGGCCUGAGAAAGCCAAGAGGCACCGCGUCCUGGCCGACUUCUUCUCAGGGGCCUGGAGCCAGGGCACCAAGAAGCUCAUCAGCCUGCCGCUUGUGGGGAAGCCCCUGAACCUGGACCGCAAGGUGGCCCCGCAGCCCCUGUGGUUCUCGGACAUGGUGGCAAACCAGCGGAAGCUGAAGGAGCUGCCCCACCACCUGCUGCACUCGGGGCGCCUGGAGGAGCUGAAGCAGGAGGUGCUGGGUAGCAUGAGCUGGAUCUGCUGCCGCGGCAUCUCUGGGGGCAUCGAGAGCCUGCUGGAUGACUUUGACAUGUGUGCCCCUCACGUGGACUCCCCCGAGGUCGGCCUGGUCCGAGAGGCCCUCCAGCUCUGCCGCCCUGCCCUGGAGCUGCGAGGCUUGGACGGGAGCGUCCUGUAUACCGAACUCCUGGCCAGACUCCACUUCUUCGCCGCGUCCCACCCCGCGCUCGUGGGGCAGCUGUGCCAGCAGGCCCAGAGCUGGUUCCGAGUGUGCCCGCAUCCUGUGCUGGUGCCCCUUGCAGGAUUCCUCCAGCCCCCCGGGGGACCCCUGCGGGCAGCCCUCACGGGCUGUCACAAAGGUAUCACCGCCAUGGCGUGGAGCCUGGAAGAGAAAUUGUUGGUGGUCGGCACCCAGGAUGGCCUCGUGGCUGUGUGGGACAUGGAGGAGCAGCAGGUGGUCCACAUUCUAACAGGACACACGGGAGAGGUGAGGUGUGUUAAAGUUUUUGCAGAAGGGAUUCUUGCCAUCUCUGCCUCUAAGGACCACACUCUGCGCGUGUGGAACUUACUUUCUGGCCAGGAGAAAUUUUCCAUUUGGGAUGGAGGCUCAAAAAAUUCCACUGAACCCCAGAUCUGGAACCUUCAUGUGGAUGAAACAAAUAAAAUCAUGUAUUCAACCUCUGGCUCCAAGAUCAAUGCUUGGAAUUUAGAAACGGCGGAGCUGGUUUUCCGCAUCCUGGGAGACGGUGCAGAUCCCUGGGUGAGCACGGCCGUGCUGCCUUCCCAGACCAGGCUGCUGACCGUGUCCAGGGGCGGCGAGGUCACUCUGUGGAACUCGGCCACAGGGAGCCUGCAGGGAAAGCACCGUUUGUCCAGCAUCAAAGAGGAGGCCCCCACCUGUGCCGUCUCGGUCCAGACGCAAGGCAAGGUGGUCACUGGGUUCAGCGACGGCUCCGUCUCUUUGGUUUCCCCUGGAGGAGACAGGUUGCUGGAGAAGCUUCCAGAAGCUGUGGGAUUCCUGGUGGUCUCUGAAGACGAGUCCCUUCUUGCUGCAGGCUUUGGAAGAUCCGUGCGAAUAUUCUUGGCCGACUCACAGGGCUUUCACCGUUUCAUGGCCAACGACUUGGAACACGAGGACGUGGUAGAGACAGCUGUUUUUGGAGCUGAGAACAACCGGAUUGUCACUGGGUCCCGGGAUGCACUCAUUCAGGUGUGGAGUCUGUCAGAGCAGGGGACCCUGCUGGACGUCCUGGAAGGUGUGGGAGCCCCUGCGAGUCUGCUGGUCCGCGGAGGGGCCCUGGUGGCCUCCGCCUCCCAGCAGUCCUCAUCCUUCAAAGUCUGGGACCUCACCUGCACGCAGAGGCCCCGGGCCUCGGCUCCCUUCCUGGACCGCACGGGGCUCACUGCAGUGUCCCACAACGGAAGCUACAUCUACUUCCCCCAAAUCGGGGACAAAAACAAAGUCACCAUUUGGGACGUGGCAGAAGGUGAGGAGCAAGAUUCCCUGGACACGUCCAACGAGGUCAAGUGUCUGGAGGUCGCCGAGCAAGCCCAGCUGCUGUUCACGGGCCUUGUUUCCGGAAUUGUCCUUGUGUUCCCCCUGAAUUCCCGGCAGGACGUGAUGUGCAUCCCCCCUCCAGAGGCCCGCAAGGCCAUCAACUGCAUGUCCUUGAGCAAGAACGAGGACCGUCUGGCCAUUGCCUAUGACAACAUUGUCCUGGUGCUGGACAUCAGCCCUGGAGACCCCUGUCCCGUCAUCGAUGGGCCAACAUACACCUUUUAUACCCAGCUGCCUGAGACCAUAGCCUGUGUGGCCGUUUUGACUGAUUACCGUGUGGUCUACGGCAUGACCAAUGGCGACCUGUUUCUGUACGAGUGUGCAAAUUCCAAGGUGUUCCCUUUGGAGGCCCACAGGAGCCGAGUCACCUGCGUGGAGGUCAGCCACCAGGAACAGCUGGCAGUCAGCGGGUCUGAGGAAGCCUUGCUGUGUCUCUGGGAACUGGAGGCCUGCAAGUGGAAAUUCAAGAUGAGCUACACGAGUUCCUUCUGCAGAGGAGUCCAGUGCGCUUGCUUCUCCAAGGAUGACAAGUUUGUGUACGUGGGCUUGAAGGACCGCUCCAUAAUUGUCUGGAGCGUGCUGGAUGGCACCCUGCUGGCUGUCCAGUUUGUCCAUGCAGUGGUAAACAGAAUCAUCCCCACCUCCAAUGGCUUUAUUGCUCCCACGAGACAUGGCUAUCUCAUCCGAGAGCGUUUCCACUGUCCUUCAUCAAGAGCCUCACAGGAGGAUCCCCUCAAGAACUUCAAGAAGGCAGUGUGGAUGGUCAAGUCCAGGCAGAGAGAAGAGCUGGCUGCAGCUGCAGAAACACCCCAGGGCUUGACAUCCCAGUCAGCCCAGGGAAACAAAUCCAGAUCAAACAAACAUUCACAAGUCUGCCUGUUGGUGUGAAACCCCCCCAUGGAGCGUGAGGUUCCAAUGAGUUGGCUCCACCUAAUCUGGUUGAAGCAAAAAACGCAUUUGCUGCUGUACCUGUGGACCCAAGGCCUCCGAUUAUGAGACCAGGCCUCGCCUUUUCCAUCUUUACAUCCUUCUUUCCUCCUUCUUUGGUUCCAGCCUCAUACCUGCCACCCGCAGGUUAGCAACAAACACUCUGCCUUCUCAAGUUCAGUAGAAAAGACAACUCCCCUGUCCCUGGAGUUUGCACCUAAGUCCUAGCCCUGGCUGUAUAGGCUUCAAUUGGCUCAACACUCCUCCUUGAACCAAUCACGAGCUCCGGGAGAAUGCAGUGCUCUGAUUGGCUGGCUUGAACUGAACAGAGCUGAGGGUGGAGAGAAUGGCCACUCAACAAUGUUGACUGAGAAUGGAAGACGGUAUUCCUGGGAGGGAAACUGGGAUGCUAGGACCAGGUAAAGGAGGGAUGGACGAAUGUGAGACUGACGUGGACCACAGAGCUUUACAGUCCAUGCAGCAACAGAGGCUGUCGUCUGAUCCUCAUCACAGUUGAUAGGGAGGGCAGGAACUGCUGUCUCUCUUUUACAAGUGAGGAAACUGAGCCUUGCAGAGGUAACUAUGGUUUGCUUCAAGUCACAAGCCCGUUGUACAAAAGCUCUGAGAAAUGAGAUUCAGGAGCCUUCCUUCCCAGUCUUGUUGGACUACAUCUCCUGCUUUAGUCUUGGAAGCAUCAUGUAUCUCCUCCAUGGGGCACCCUCAAAUGCCCACGAGGGCUGGUCAGUGAUGGUUCCCACACACCUGAGUGUACAUCAGGGAACAACAGCCUGGGAACAUGGAGAUACACAUCCUUUCACAGGUGGGCAUGAGCACCCCGACUGUAGCCCAGAAUGGCCAUGGCAAAAGCAGCCCCCCCCCCCGCCGUUGUUAGAUCUUCUUUUCUGAAAGCCAGAAACUGAGGCUUUUAUGCAAAAUGUUCCCGCUUUUAAAAAUUGGCAAUUGGCUCAAAUUUAUAUCUAGAGGCACGUUUGGCCUGUCUCUAAGUUCAUGAGCUGACUUUAGGACUCAAGCUGCAUUAAAGUAAUAAACGUGUUAACAGGUUAUAUUCUUCCAGCCCUAUUCCCUGGCUCCCAAGCUCUAAGAUAAAGAUGCUUUUUUUAUCUUGAAAACUUGAGGCUUUUGGAAUCAGGGAGAGAGAGAGAGAGAGAGAGAGAGAGAGAGAGAGAGAGAGAGAGAGAGAGAGAGAGAGAGAGAGAGAGCGCGCACAGGCGAGCAAGCGGGAGCUGUUGACAUCUCUCUGCUUUGCUUUUGGACCAUCUGCCUGUGCAGGUUCAGCAGCUGAACUGAUGCCAUUUCACUCAAAUGGAUCUUUCCUCUUUGCCCACAGCCUUCUAAAAAGCCCUGCUUCCUUCUGAAGCCUUUGCUAUAAGGAGGAGUCCAAACCUUUGUGGUGCUUGCUGCUCCUUCUCCCCUCCGUUGGGUUCUAGACACUCUCAGGAAGAGCAACCUUAGAGGAUGAGGCUUUUCUUGUGGGGGCUGAUCAGGGUGGAUGCAGGCCUCACAGGUGUUCGGCAGGUGCUAUGCCACAGAGUGACAAGCUACAGCCCCCAAAAAUGAGGCUUUUGAGUGGACGAGACUCUACUGACUAUAAUGUUCAUUUGUUUCCCAAACCAGGGUUCCAAGUCAGGCUUUGGCAGUUCUGUGAAUGUUGACAUCCACUUCCAUUUUAAAAUAUCUGAACGGUGAUCUUAAAAUGUAUGCUCAGGUGCAUUGGGCAUCAGCUUUCUUCUUAGGUUUUUAAAAAUUCUAUUUUAUUUUUACUAACAGGUAUUAAUUGUACAUAUUAUUGGUGUUCAGUGGAAUAUUGCAAUACAGGUAUAUAGUGUGCAGGAAUCAAAUUCAGCCUCCCAUAACCACCCCCUCCAUCCAACCUUCCUGACCUCUAGUAACCCUGCACUGCACUCAGCACAUUUAUUUUAUUCUUUUAACUUCCAUACAUGAGAGAGAAUAUGCAGCACUUGACUUCCUGUUUGGCUUGAUUCACUUAACACGAUGUCCUCCAGUUCCCCCAUCUUCACCCAAAUAAAAGAAUUUCAUCCUUC
Molecule: messenger RNA, 7207 nt
Organism: Marmota monax (woodchuck)
Lineage: Eukaryota; Metazoa; Chordata; Mammalia; Rodentia; Sciuridae
Gene: Nwd1
Product: NACHT and WD repeat domain containing 1
Exons: 19
Coding region: 408-5105 (1565 amino acids)
Molecular function (GO): protein binding
Source: RefSeq, a predicted model, not a curated record